Trichoplusia ni (cabbage looper) is the source of this 944-nucleotide messenger RNA. RefSeq names its product 39S ribosomal protein L46, mitochondrial (gene mRpL46). The transcript has 6 exons. Gene Ontology annotation, cellular component: mitochondrial large ribosomal subunit. The record is from RefSeq and is a predicted model, not a curated record. NCBI's taxonomy places the organism in Eukaryota, Metazoa, Arthropoda, Insecta, Lepidoptera, Noctuidae. Gene Ontology annotation, molecular function: structural constituent of ribosome. Bases 121 to 900 code for a protein of 259 amino acids.
UUGGAUUAUUAUGAAUGAAUGAAGUCCCGGAAAUCAUACGAUAAGCAAUUUCGUAUAAAUACGAAUAAAGUUAAUAAUAUAUAUAUUGUUUUCAAUUAAAAACGUUACCUCUUAGUGAUAAUGUUGUGUAGAACAAUUAUUCAGUCUGAAAUAACUCUAUGCCACAGAAUUUUUGCUAGAGGUUUAGGAACCAGGUCAUCAUGGGAUAUUGUAACAGGAGUAUGUGUGGAAAGAUUACCAGUUGUAACUCCUCCACUGAAUGACAUCCAGAAAAAAUACAAGGAUUUGCUAUAUACUUUAGAAAUUGAGAAGAGUAUGAAAUCCGCUCAUGAGAUCAGACAUGAGAAUGACAAAGUACAAGCAGAGCUUCUUAAAAAUGAAUCAGCAGAGGUUGAUAUGGAUGCUGUCAGUAAAAUCACAGCUCAGGACAUGGAGGAUGCAGCCAAUGAAGAGCUGGCUCAAUUCCAGUUUGCCAGUAUAGAGACUGAUGCUGACAAAAAAGGUGAUCAGAGCACCACAGAAAGGUGUCUCCAAAGGCACUUAGUACUGGUCACUCCUAUUAAACUGGGCUCAGAUGUGAAGACAUUAUUACCACAAGGGUUGUGGAAAGAAGGAGAAACACUGAGGCAGACUGCUGAAAGAGUGGUUCAGGAACAAUGUGGGCCUGAGUUAAAAGUACAAUUUAUUUCAAAUGCACCCUGUGGGUUCUACAAGUACAAAUAUCCUUCAGAAAUUAAUGGAAAAGUUGGGGCUAAAGUAUUCUUCUACUACGCUAAUUAUAAAAGUGGUAAACUCACGAAAACCAAAGGCAACUGGCUGAACCGAUCAGAACUGGAAAAACUAUUGCCAGAAAAAUAUAGAAAAUCCGUUAAUGAGUUUUUAAUUGAAGAAACAUACUGAUAGUGUACAAAAAGAUGUAGUAAUAAAAUGUAUUUGUAAUUAAA